Messenger RNA from Eremothecium gossypii ATCC 10895, 1104 nucleotides. RefSeq names its product aurora kinase (gene IPL1). Lineage: Eukaryota; Fungi; Ascomycota; Saccharomycetes; Saccharomycetales; Saccharomycetaceae. Gene Ontology annotation, cellular component: chromosome passenger complex; spindle microtubule; spindle midzone. The coding region runs from base 1 to 1104 and encodes 367 amino acids. Gene Ontology annotation, molecular function: protein kinase activity; ATP binding. The record is from RefSeq and is marked provisional. Gene Ontology annotation, biological process: regulation of cytokinesis; mitotic spindle organization; protein phosphorylation. The transcript has a single exon.
AUGGACGCUGAUGCGAUUCUCAAGAAGGACCAAAGGCGCAGCUCGUUGAAACAGCGAAAUCUACUGUUGAGCAUGAGGCUAAACCAGACCACAGCAACGAACGGGGCGCCACCGCAGGCGCGGGUGCAGCCGGGGAAGGGCUACCGGAAUCCCGGGAAGGUGCUCUCGCCCAUCCGCAAUCAGGAAAUGUCGCCGGGCAAGCGGCCGACGCUAGAAAUCUCGGAGCUCAAGAACGUGUCGCCUAUCAACCAGGCACACAAGACGGGCAAGGCGCGGGCCGGCGGGGUGCCGCUUUCGAAGCUGCAGAACUUGAAGCUCGCGGACUUCGAGAUCGGCAAGGUUCUCGGCAAGGGGAAGUUCGGACGGGUGUACUGCGUGCGACACAUCGAGAGCGGGUUUGUGUGCGCGCUCAAGGCGAUGGAGAAGAAAGACAUCAUUCAAUACAACAUCGAAAAGCAGUUCCGACGGGAGGUGGAGAUCCAGUCCUCGCUCCGACACCCUAACUUGACGCAAUUGUACGGGUACUUCCACGACGAGAAGCGCGUGUACUUGCUCAUGGAGUACUUGGUCAACGGGGAGUUGUACAAGCACUUGAAGGGCCGCAGCCACUUCAACGACGUGGUAGCGUCGUACUAUGUGUACCAGAUGGCGGAUGCGCUUGACUACAUGCACGAGCGCAACAUCUUGCACAGGGAUAUCAAGCCAGAGAACAUCAUCAUCGGGUUCAACAACACAAUCAAGCUCACGGACUUCGGCUGGAGUGUGAUUACGCCUAAGGGCUCCAAGCGGAAGACGUUAUGCGGAACGGUGGACUACUUGUCGCCGGAGUUGAUCCGGUCGCGCGAGUAUAACGAGAAGGUCGACGUGUGGGCCUUGGGGGUGCUCACGUAUGAGCUACUUGUGGGGUCCCCGCCGUUCGAGGAAGAGUCGAAGGAAUUGACAUAUAAGCGAAUACUCAAGCGCAACUUGAUUUUUCCAGACCACGUCGACACUGAGGCGCGACAUCUAAUCAGCAGACUACUUGAGUAUGACCCCGGGGACCGGAUCCCGCUGAAGGAGGUCAAGAAGCAUCCGUGGAUCGAAAAGAACAAGCCGUUCUGGUAG